This is a messenger RNA of Sinocyclocheilus rhinocerous, 633 nucleotides long. RefSeq names its product ST6 (alpha-N-acetyl-neuraminyl-2,3-beta-galactosyl-1,3)-N-acetylgalactosaminide alpha-2,6-sialyltransferase 2 (gene st6galnac2). The coding region runs from base 1 to 633 and encodes 210 amino acids. The transcript has 5 exons. The record is from RefSeq and is a predicted model, not a curated record. Gene Ontology annotation, molecular function: alpha-N-acetylgalactosaminide alpha-2,6-sialyltransferase activity. Gene Ontology annotation, biological process: protein O-linked glycosylation. NCBI's taxonomy places the organism in Eukaryota, Metazoa, Chordata, Actinopteri, Cypriniformes, Cyprinidae.
AUGCUAAUAAUAAUGAUCAUUAUUUAUAGGGUAAAUGGGGCAAUAAUCCAAGGGUUUGAGGAUGAUGUUGGGACAAAGACGUCUUUCUACGGCUUCACCACCAACUCUCUCAAGAACUCAUUAAUUGGUUAUUACCAAGACGGCUUCGACAAAGUGCCACGUGAUCCGGGCACUGGGUAUAUUUUUAUCCCUGCCGAAACUCCAGACUAUGUGAUGCUGGCAGCUGCCAUCCAGGGUGUGUCUGUACCCUCGGGACCUGAUAAAGGUGACAGGCCCUCAGAACUUUUUGGAUAUAAUACUGAAACACAUCAGUUCAAGAUGAUCCAUCCAUCCUUCAUUCAAUAUGUGACUCAAAGGUUCCUAAAAUCUCCACAGCUGGAGCAAUAUAGAGAUUUGAACAUGCCCAGCAUGGGUGCACUGAUGCUUUUGAUUGCUUUACACUUGUGCCCUCAGGUCUCUGCAUAUGACUUUAUCACAGAAAAUUACAAAGACUUCUCAGACCAUUACUAUGACAAGGUGAUGAAGCCGCUGGUCUUCUAUGCUAACCAUGACAUGGAGAUGGAGGGACGUCUGUGGAAGCAGCUGCACUCUCAAAAAGUCUUGUGGCUAUAUCAGAGGCAAAAAAGGACAUGA